CACGAAUUAGUACAAUGCAUCUGACGAGCCAUGUUUGGCCGAGCUAGCAAUCUCUGUUCCAAAUCUACUAACUAGACAUGACGAACAAACCAUUAUUCUUACGCCUUCCAGAUAGCGGCCAUCAUGCGUUGCAAGCAUCCAGCGACUCGGGCCCUAACGGCACACCGAGCAGCCUUAUGCCUGCUGAAUUAUGCAUAAGCUCCUUUGCGCAAGCCUGUGCAGCACGUCGCGCCAUGCGCCAACGGCCUGCUUCCUCCUCAUCCUCCGCCCCUCCCAACGGGGAGCUGCCGCUGCUGCUGCUCAAUUGUCGCGUGUUGGACCCCGAGGCUGGGGAGUACCUGCCCGGGUUGCAGCGGGUGCUGAUCCGGGGUGGGGUGAUAGCGGAAGUGCGGCCCAUGGGAGCUGCAGGGCAGGAGCAGCAGGAGGGCGAGGGGGUGCAGGAGGAGCAGUCGACCUGCAUGGGGUCUGCGGCCGGUGCUGCUGUGACUGCGGAGUCUGCUGACGUGGUUCCCCCUUCAGCGGGCAGCUGCAGUCCAGAUGUGGUUCCGGCUGUGGUGGCGGACUGCGGAGGCGCCGUGGUCAUGCCUGGCCUGUGCGACGCCCACGUGCACUGUACGGCAGCCACCGCUGACCUGGCGGGCCUUAUGUCGCUGCCCGAGUCCUACGUGGCCGCCAAGGCAGCUCACAUCCUGGGGGGCAUGCUGGCGCGGGGCUUCACCACAGUGCGGGAUGCAGGCGGUGCGGAUUUCGGAUUGGCUCAGGCGGUGGAGGAGGGUCUUGUGCUGGGGCCGAGGCUGCUGUUCACAGGUCACGCGCUGAGUCAGACGGGCGGUCACGGUGACUUCCGCGGCCGGGGAGAGGACGUGUGUGCAUGUGGGGCGGCGCUGCGGGGCAUAGGCCGGGUGUGCGACGGAGAUGCAGAGGUGCGGCGAGCGGCUCGCGAUGAGCUGCGGCGGGGGGCGCACUGCAUCAAGAUCAUGGCGUCCGGCGGAGUGGCGUCGCCCACUGACAGGCUGACCAACACCCAGUUCUCCGAGGGUGAGAUGCGGGCGAUAGUGGAGGAGGCGCAGGCAGCAGGCACCUACGUGUGCGCACACGCCUACAUGCCUGAUGCCAUCCGGAGGGCGGUGGCGUGCGGGGUGCGCAGCAUCGAGCAUGGGAACUACCUGGAUGCGGGCACGGCGGGGCUCAUGGCGGCGAAGGGCACGUUUCUGGUUCCAACGCUGGUCACCUACCAGGAGCUCGCGCGGGCUGGUACGGCUGCCGGCAUGCCGCAGGAGCUAGUGGGCAAGGUCGGCAAUGCGGUGGAGGCGGGUCUGAGGUCUCUGGCGGUUGCACACACGGCGGGGGUCACCAUGUGCUUUGGAAGCGACCUGCUGGGCGACCUGCACCCCGCACAGGCGUCUGAGUUCUCGCUGCGGGCGCGAGUGCUGCCGGCUGCGGAGGUGCUGCGAGCCGCAACCGUCAACUGUGCUCGACUGUUCGGAAUGGAGUACUCCCUGGGUCGAGUGCACCCCGGCUUCCGAGCCGACCUGCUGCUGCUGCAGCCCGGGGUGGACCCGCUGUCUGACGUGGGUGUGCUGGCGGCGGCCGGGGGGGCGGCGGUGGCGGCGGUGUUCAAGGAGG
Molecule: messenger RNA, 1626 nt
Organism: Astrephomene gubernaculifera
Lineage: Eukaryota; Viridiplantae; Chlorophyta; Chlorophyceae; Chlamydomonadales; Astrephomenaceae
Source: the annotation of a GenBank genome assembly